Messenger RNA from Oenanthe melanoleuca, 1182 nucleotides. RefSeq names its product family with sequence similarity 181 member B (gene FAM181B). Lineage: Eukaryota; Metazoa; Chordata; Aves; Passeriformes; Muscicapidae. The coding region runs from base 84 to 1085 and encodes 333 amino acids. The transcript has a single exon. The record is from RefSeq and is a predicted model, not a curated record.
UUCCCCGCUGCCGCCGCCGCCCCCGCCGGGCGCAUCCCAGCGGAGUCUGUCGGAACUCGGGGCGGCGGCGUUCGCCGCCGGCCAUGGCCGUGCCCGCCGCGCUGCUCAGCCCCCACCACCUGCUCUCCUUCUGCUUCCCCGCCGCCGGCGGGCUCCUGGGCUAUGCCGACCUGGAGAAGGGCUACGAGGGCGGCGGCGGCGACGCGGGGGACUUUAGAGAAGCCACCCGGGACCUGCUGAGCUUCAUCGACUCGGCUUCCAGCAACAUCAAGCUGGCGCUGGACCGGCCGGUGAAGUCCCGGCGGAAGGUGAACCAUAGGAAGUACCUGCAGAAGCAGAUCAAGCGCUGCACCGGCAUCAUCGCGGCCGCCGCCCCCGCGCCCGCCGCCUGCCCCGCCCGGCCCCCGCCGCGCCGGGAGCCCGCGCAGGCGGCGGGCAGCAGCCUGCAGAGCCGGAGCCUGGCCGCGCUCUUCGGCUCCCUGCAGCGGGGCCGGGGCGCGCCGGGCGGCGCCGAGCCGAGGGCGGGCGGCGGCGGCGCGGAGAAGGCGGCGGGCGGCCCGCGGAAGGUGCCGCUGCGGGACCGCAACCUGCCGCCCUCCUUCUUCACCGAGCCCGCGCUGCCCGCGCCCGCCGCCCGCGGGCCGCCCGCCAAGGAGCCGGAGAAGGGCGCGGAGGCCGCCGAGUUCUUCGAGCUGCUGUGCCCCGAGUACGGCGCGCUGCUGCCCGAGCACGCCGCCCCGCCCGACGCCUUCGGCGGCCGCCUGCCCGCCGAGCUGGGGCCGGAGCACGGGCUGUACGAGCUGCCGCUGCCCGCCGGGCCGCACCCGCUGCUGGGCGGGCUGCUGUACCCCGAGCCGCCCUGGAGCCCGGCCGCGCCCUGCAGCCCGCCCCGGAAGGCUCCGGCCGAGCCGCUGCGCCCGCUCUACCCCGGCGGCGCCGAGCCCGCGGCCGGCGGCGGCAGCGAGGAGCCCGGCGGGCACCUGCCCGCGGGCUUCGCCCCCUUCUUCCCCGAGUGCCCGCUGCCCGCGCCGCAGCCGCCCUACGAGUACGGCGGGUACCCCCGCGGGGGAUACCCCGCGCUGUAGGGCGGCCCGGACGGCAGGCGGGGAGCGGAGCCCGGAGCCCCGCGGGGCGGGCGGACCUGGGGCAGCGCGGGGCCCCCGCUCCCCGCUGCGUGUGAGA